This is a messenger RNA of Balaenoptera ricei (Rice's whale), 6419 nucleotides long. It is a transcript of the gene FMN1, whose product is annotated as formin 1. Gene Ontology annotation, biological process: actin nucleation. Lineage: Eukaryota; Metazoa; Chordata; Mammalia; Artiodactyla; Balaenopteridae. The transcript has 22 exons. Gene Ontology annotation, cellular component: actin filament; endoplasmic reticulum membrane; nucleus. Gene Ontology annotation, molecular function: microtubule binding. The coding region runs from base 424 to 4683 and encodes 1419 amino acids. The record is from RefSeq and is a predicted model, not a curated record.
GGACACGAGCGCAGCAUCCUCGCUGCAGCCGCUACCGCUGCUGCACCUGGUCAGGUGGCAUUCACCAUCACUGUUUUCUUCUUUCAUCAUCAUCAUCAUCAUCAUCAACAACAACACCACGACCAUCACCAUCAACAUUUCUCUUCCUCUAUCAGAGCUCUCCAAGUUCUGCAAAAGCAGUCUCUGUUCAGGCAUGCUGAGUGGCAUCACGUUUUUGACAUCUCAAAGCCUGGAGCCUGCCCAAGAGAAGGUCAAUCUAGAUUGAUCAGUCCUGGACCAGUUGUACCAUGGGGCUGUCUCGUUGCUGGAGAUGACUGUCAGAUGCUUUCCUUUCAUAGCCACCAUCACAUGGCCCACCACCGGAGCCUGAGAAGCCUGACCACAGACCAGCAUCUCCGAGGCAUGAAUAAUUAGGUAGGCAUAAUGGAAGGCACUCACUGCACCCUCCAAUUGCGUAAGCCCAUUACGGAACUCUGCUACAUCAGCUUCUAUCUUCCGAGGGGGGAAGUCAGAGGAUUUUCAUACAAGGGCACCAUAACUCUAGACAGAUCCAGUAAAGGGUUUCAUAACUGCUACCAAGUCAGGGAGGGAUCCGACAUCAACAGCCUCAGCCGGCAGCCGAACGAACAUCCGGGCGACAUAUUUUUCAAGCCAACUCCCACGAAAGACAUUCUAACUGAGCUGUACAAACUCACGGCCGAGAGGGAGAGACUGCUGGCCAAUCUGCUGAGCUCAGACCACAUCCUGGGCAUUACGAUGGGGAACCAGGAGGGGAAGCUGCCGGAGCUCUCUGUGAGCCUGGCCUCCGAGGACGACUGUUUCCAGAGUGCUGGCCACUGGCUGGGGGAGCCCGCCGUGGGCUGUCUCAGUAAGAGGAGCUCCCAGGGGAACAAAAAGGCCCGGAGGUUUGGUGGAAGGAGAGAGAGCUUUGAGGGGCUCUCUCAAAACUCCCUGCAGAAGAGGGCAAGACGAAAGGGGCAUGGGGGCCAGGACUUGGCUCCUCUGAUGGGGAAGGACCAGAUCUGUUCCAGCAGCGCCCUUCCUCUUUCUCAAACAAGGCCUCACGUUUGGCUCCUAGAGGAGAGAGGCAACUUGCUCCCGAAUAGGGCACUUACCUCUUCCCUACAGAGGAGAGGGAGCUGCACCCCAGGGAUCCCCAGGACACUGGAUGCUGACUCUGCCUUGGGGAGCUUCAAGAAGGCUUCUGAGGUUGCGGGGCAUGGAAGAGGCAGGCUGCCCCCUGAAUGCAGCUCCACAGAGCCAGGAGAUGAUGGUGCCGGGGGGCCAAAGAGGGGCCCUCGCAGGCUGGCGCAUCUGCAAACAGGUUCGACCGAAAGUCACAAGGAGCCCGAGAAAUAUCCAGAGGCAGAGGGGGGCCGGACAGAGAAGGCUGCUGAACGGACUUGCAGGAAGAAGCCUAUUUCCAAAGUGGUGGCCAAAGUCCAGGAUCUGUCUGCUCAGGUGCAACGAGUCGUUAAAAUGCAUCCUGAGGGUGAGGAAAGGGUUGCCGUUUGCCCAGCAGCGCAAGCUGAGUUCAUACCCAGCGCAGACUUGCUCAUCCUCCCGGAAGCUGAGGCUGGGGCUUGGGGUGCCAGCUGUUGGGGCAAGGAGCAGCGAGGGGACGGGUCAUGGCAGCCAUCAGCUGAGGAGGGUCCCCUAGCCGGCACUGUGGGGGCUGUGAACAAGGUCCUCCUGAAGGUGAUAGAGAGCGAGAAAUUAGAUGAAGCCACCGAGGGGAAACGGCUGGGAUUUCCCUUCGGGACGACAGCCGCCCAUACCCUCCCAGAAACCGGGAGCAAGAGGGGAGCUGGGUUGCUUCUGAGUGGCCACAAAACCUUGUUUCUGGAUCUGCCCCGCGGUGUGGACCCUGGAGGUGAUGAGAAGAGGCCACCACCCCCAGCACUGGCAGCUCUCGGCACGGUAUUUAAUAAUUCAUCCUUUCCGUCCAGCACGCACAAAUGGAUGUCACCUGUUCCCUUGCCUCUCUCUCCAAGGCUCCCCAGCCCUCAGCAGCAUCACAGGAUCCUCCGGCCCCCCUCACUGCCUGCUGAGAGGGAAGCCGCUCUUGAUGACUCUCUUGGUAGAAAGAGCCGUGCUUUCUCUGGGUCACCCUCUGCUGACACCUUGGAGCCACCACUCUCUGCAAAGGUCACGGAGACCGAAGGAGCCCACUCGACCUCCCUCAGAGCGGGCCAACCUCGGUUGGUGCCUGGGGAACCUUUGGAAAAGAGCUUGGGGCCUGGGAGGACCGCAGCUCAGCCCCAGCACCGGUCACCUCCAGGCAUCCCUUCUGAGGGCUUCCCCCGGGACUGCUUCAGUGAGCAGACAGCAGCUAAAGACCUUCCCAGCAGGGAUGGAGGUGCGUGGGUCCUGGCCUACAGAGCAGGACCAGUCGGUCCAUUUCUGCUCCAUGAAGAAAGAGAGAAGCCCAACAGAAGCAAACUGUACUUGGAUCUCCAUCCUGACCACAGCCCCACUGAACAGGACGAUAGGACUCCUGGCAGACUCCAAGCUGUCUGGCCACCCCCAAAGACAAAAGACACAGAAGAAAAAGUGGGAUUGAAGUACACUGAAGCAGAAUACCAAGCUGCUAUUUUACACUUGAAGAGGGAGCACAAAGAAGAAAUUGAAAACCUGCAGGCUCAGUUCGAACUUCAAGCCUUUCAUAUCCGGGGUGAGCAUGCGGUGAUAACAGCGAGACUAGAAGAAACCAUUGAAAAUCUCAAAUACGAGAUAGAACACCGAUGGCGAGGAGGAUGUGAAGAGAUGAGAGAUGUGUGUGUCUCCACCGACGAUGACUGCCCUCCAAAGACUUUCAGAAAUGUGUGCAUCCAGACAGACAGAGAGACUUUCCUCAAACCCUGCGAAGGUGAAGACAGGACAACCAGAAGUAACCAAAUAAUUCCCAAAAAGCUGAAUAUCUCCUCUUUAAGCCAGCUCUCUCCCCCAAAUGACAGCAAAGACACCAAUGUACCACUUCAAUCUGCGGAAAGCAUCUCAUCGAGUCAGCAGAAGGCAACACCUCCCCCUCCCCCUCCCCCUCCCGCACCACCCCUACCGGCAGCCAUCCCUCCCCCUCCUCCCCUCCCACCCGCACUUGGACCACCACUGGCACCUCCGCCACCCCCUGUGAAUACUGGACCUCCCCCGCCUCCGCCACCUCCUCUGCCCCCAAGUGCUGGACCUCCCCCCCCUCCCCCACCCCCCCCACUUCCUCACUCCACCGCUCCGCCCAACAGUGGGGGGCCUCCUCCUCCUCCGCCACCCCCAGGACCUGCGCCUCCACCUCCUCCUGGACUCUUCUUCGGAGUCAAUGCUUCUGCUAGCCAGUGUCCUCGGAAGCCAGCCGUCGAACCCAGUUGUCCCAUGAAGCCUCUGUACUGGACUAGGAUACAAAUAAGCGAUAAGAGCCAAAAUUCUACACCAACCUUAUGGGAUUCCUUAGAAGAACCUGAUAUUCGGGAUACUAGCGAAUUUGAGUAUUUAUUCUCCAAAGACACACCUCAGCAGAAGAAGAAACCUCUGUCAGAGUCCUAUGAGAAAAAAAACAAGAUCAAAAAGAUCAUCAAGUUAUUGGAUGGAAAACGAUCUCAAACUGUGGGAAUCUUGAUAUCUAGUUUGCAUUUAGAAAUGAAGGAUAUCCAGCAGGCCAUUUUUAACGUGGAUGAUUCUGUGGUUGAUCUGGAAACCCUGGCGGCCUUAUAUGAAAACAGAGCCCAAGAGGAUGAACUCGUUAAAAUAAGAAAGUAUUAUGAGACAUCCAAAGAGGAAGAAUUGAAGCUACUGGAUAAACCUGAGCAAUUUUUACACGAGUUAGCCCAGAUCCCUAAUUUUGCUGAACGUGCCCAGUGUAUAAUCUUCAGAUCUGUCUUUUCUGAGGGCAUUACUGCCGUGCACCGAAAGGUAGAGAUCAUCACACGAGCCUCUAAGGGCUUGCUGCAAAUGAAGAGUGUGAAGGAUAUUUUGGCUCUCAUUCUGGCUUUUGGAAACUAUAUGAAUGGAGGAAAUAGGACUCGGGGACAAGCAGAUGGAUAUAGCUUAGAAAUUCUGCCCAAACUCAAGGACGUCAAAAGUCGGGAUAAUGGGAUUAAUCUGGUGGACUACGUUGUGAAAUAUUACCUGCGUUACUAUGAUCAGGAAGCAGGAACAGAAAAGAGUGUUUUCCCCCUGCCCGAACCACAAGAUUUCUUUCUGGCCUCCCAAGUCAAAUUUGAAGACCUUAUAAAAGAUUUGAGAAAACUGAAGAGGCAACUAGAAGCAAGUGAGAAACAGAUGGCAGUGGUGUGUAAGGAGUCACCAAAGGAGUAUCUGCAGCCGUUCAAGGACAGACUCGAAGAGUUCUUCCGGAAAGCCAAAAAAGAGCAUACAAUGGAAGAAAGUCACUUGGAGAAUGCACAGAAAAGUUUUGAAACAACAGUAGGAUAUUUUGGGAUGAAGCCAAAGUCUGGUGAGAAGGAGAUCACACCUAACUACGUGUUUAUGGUGUGGUAUGAGUUCUGCAGUGACUUCAAGACAAUUUGGAAACGGGAGAGUAAAAACAUAUCUAAAGAAAGACUGAAAAUGGCUCAGGAAUCAGUCAGCAAGUUAACAGCAGAGAAGAAAGUGGAGACAAAGAAAAUUAACCCCACGGCUAGUCUGAAAGAAAGACUGCGUCAGAAGGAAGCCAGCGUGAGCACCAACUAACACAGAGACACAGGAAAACAAUGAUGGUGAGACGUAGUACUCUGCAUGAUCCUUUGUAACACCAGCGUUGCAAGAAGUUCUCGAAAGAUAUGUCACUAAAUGUUUAUUUUGCUCAUCUCUUUCUGAGCACCCCGUGCCUUCUUAAAGAAGUCCCUUGUUAAGCCAUAGGAACAAUGAAAAACUGCUGAAGAACUGUUUGAUAACUGUUUCUUCUAGAGGUCCAAAGUUCGCUCUGUUAUGAGACCAGAAGAAUUAUCAAGAUUUUCCAAUUUUUUUUUAAAAGCAGAGAUUUCAAGCUUUCUAACCCAAACCUGAUAUAUAUAAACUUGUGACAGAAGAAGAGAAGGAUGUUCUGUGACAGUUGCCUUGAGCAAGUUCAAGCCUUGGUCUUUACAUACUGCUGGUUUGAUUAUUGAUCUUAAUUUUGAUCCUAUUGCAGCAAGAUCCUGAAGCACCCUUCUCGCCAAAAAUGUUGAAACUUACCAAAACUACUUUAAGAGGUCCAAGACUAUCUAUUUUCCACACUCAAAAAACGGUUAUUUUUUUCAUUGUUUUUUAUGUAACAGAACAGAAAAUGGAAUUAUACAUGGAUGGAGAAGGGGGUUAAAUAGCCAUAAACUUCAUCCUGGAGAACAAAUUAUGAUACAGGGAGUUGGCAUCAGCCAUUUAGAGAGACCCAUUCUUUUGUUUUCAUAUCAGUUCAUUGGGGUUUCCUGGACCACUAGGGAUUCUCCACCCCUUCUGUCCCAGAAGAAACUGUGAUAUCUGAGUGGGGACAGACUUGCGGUCAAAGCACCUGCUUGGACGAGUGACCCAGUAUCAAUCAGAGCACAUCUCACACCUCAAAUCAUCUAUGCGUGGAUAACACCUUGUUGACCUACAGCUGAGCUGUACACCGUGUUCUGGGACCGGAUGUGGCUGGACCUCUCCCACCAACCCCAGGAGGCAGUUUCUAGACAGGAGAGCAGAUGCUACUUGCAGCCCUUUACCAUGACCUUGACCGACAGGCAUGUGACAUAUGGUGAAGCAGGGGUUUUUUAAUGUCAAAAAAAAAACCACAAAAAACUAAGGGCAGAAAAAGAGUUCUUUACAUCAAAAUGGGAAGAAGGUGAUUACAUUGAUAUUGAACUUUGAGUGGAACAUUAUACAUAGGCAGCUUUUUCUGACCCUGGAAGCCCAUGUGACCACUGCCUCUUGAGUCACAGGGAAACCACAUUGGACCUCUUUCCUAACAUUUUUUCCUUAAGCCACCACUCUUCUAGUCUAUCUAUCUUGUGAGGAGAGAAGAGAGGAGACUUGGGGUGAACUGAGAUGAGGAUCAAAGCCUGUCAGGUUUCAGCCUUGAAAGGAGAGAGGCCCAAGCUUUCUCCUCCAGUUGGUGGAGGACCGUCUAGAGAUGAGCAGAAACUUUAAAACCCUUCCCCAUCCGCCUGCCACGUGUGGCCUGCCCCUUGCCCCACCGUCUUCCCAGGCGCCUGAGUGUCUACCCAGGACAUGCCUGCUAGUCAUCAGCCCCCCUCAGGGACCCCAUAAUAGAUCUGGCCAAUUAAAGCAGCACCAUAUUCUAAUAGAAUGCCCAUUCGGGGAAUCAAGAAUGAACAAUCAGGAUCAAAUCAAGUCAUGAAGCCAUAUUCAUGCAGGUGCUAAUCACCUUUUCUAACAAUUCAAAAGAAAGGAAUAUAAUAAUAUGGUUUGGUUUUUUUCCCCCCAAAAAUAAAAGGAUGAGACAAGCAAAA